This is a messenger RNA of Trichoplax adhaerens, 1176 nucleotides long. RefSeq lists its product as uncharacterized. The coding region runs from base 1 to 1176 and encodes 391 amino acids. Gene Ontology annotation, cellular component: cytoplasm. NCBI's taxonomy places the organism in Eukaryota, Metazoa, Placozoa, Uniplacotomia, Trichoplacea, Trichoplacidae. The transcript has 15 exons. The record is from RefSeq and is a predicted model, not a curated record. Gene Ontology annotation, molecular function: ornithine decarboxylase activity.
AUGUCUAAUCCUACUAUUUACUAUCAACUUUCAAAGGAUAAAGACGAUCCGUUUUACAUUGUGAAUGUUGGUAACAUUCUAAAGAAGCACAAAACUUGGUUAUCCCUCCUACCACGAGUAGAGCCAUUCUAUGCUGUAAAAUGCAAUGACGACCGCAACGUUUUAGCCACGCUGAGUGCAUUGGGAAUUGGUUUUGAUUGUGCAAGCAUGGCUGAAAUUAAGGCAGUUCUGAAAUUGGGUGUUCCUCCAAGCAAAAUCGUAUACGCUAAUCCGUGCAAACAGGCUUCUCACUUGAAAUUUGCUGCCAAGCGCGAAGUAAGUAUGAUGACAUUUGACAAUGAACCUGAACUGCAUAAAGUGAAGCAACUCCAUCCUACGGCCAAAUUAAUCUUACGAUUGCUCACUGAUGAUUCCAAAUCGCUUUGCCGACUGGGACAGAAGUAUGGUGCUCCUCUUAAAACUGUUCCAAACCUUUUGCAAGUAGCACGAAACCUUGACCUAAAUGUUGUUGGCAUAAGCUUUCAUGUAGGCAGUGGCUGCUACGAUGCUUCGGCAUUUUCAUCUGCGGUUGAAAUUGCGAAAACGGCAUUUGACUAUGGAAAAUCUAUGGGCUUUCAAUUCGAUAUUUUGGACAUUGGUGGAGGAUUUCCGGGCUCACCACGGGCAACAGUUAGUUUUGAAGAGAUUAGUGCAACUCUAAAUAAGGCAUUAAACAAACAUUUUCCGGUUGAAAGCGGAGUCAGGAUCAUCGCUGAGCCAGGUCGCUAUUACGUGGCAUCUGCCUUUAACUUAGCUGUGAAUGUUAUUGCUAAGCGCCAAGUUAACGAUGACAAUACGCAAGCGCAAGGUAAACAGCAUGCAUAUAGGAAUCAGAAAUACAUGUACUAUGUAAACGAUGGUGUAUAUGGUUCUUUCAAUUGUCUGCUGUACGAUCAUGCGAUUGUAUACCCUAAAACUUUGGGAAGAGAUAACGAGCAGCAGUAUUCUAGUAGUAUAUGGGGACCAACUUGUGACGGACUAGAUUGUGUCAUGAAGGAAUGCAUGCUUCCUGAGUUGGAUGUUGGAGACUGGAUGUACUUCGAAGAUAUGGGUGCGUAUACAGCAGCUGCAGCUUCAAACUUUAAUGGCUUUCAAAAGCCCUUGGCUUACUAUGUUAUAGAAGAAAAAGUUUGGUAA